AUAAAAAAAAAAAAUUUUUGUUUCUUUUACUUUCAUUUACUUUACUUUCUUUUUCUUCCCUUGCCUCCAUCCAAACAUAUGAUAAGGAUUAUAGGACAAAAGAGCCAAAUAGUGCAGAUAAGCAGAUCAAGCUCAAUUACUGCCAUGGCUACUAACCAUCAGCCUCUGCUAGACAGACCAAAAACCUCUUCCAGUAGGAUUCUCCCCCUAAUUUUCACUUUGGUUGCUAUAAUAUGCUCAACUGCUUUGGUUACUAUUCGUUUUGUUAAAUUUAGCUCCUUCGGUACUGCCCUCCCACAUCAAUUUUGUGAGAGAGCUGUUGACCAAAAAUCAUGUUCAGCCUUGAUCUCAGAAGUAGCCUCAAACAAAACCAUGAAAAUGAAGGAUGUUGAUCUACUACAAACCUUCUUAGAGCAAUCCAGAGCUCGUAUGCAAAAUGCCAUCAACCUGGCCAAAGACUUCAAGCAUCGGAUCAACAAUCCUGGAGAGCAAGCAGCUUUGGAUGAUUGCCUGGAGUUGAUGGAAUCAUCCAUGGAUAGGAUCAAGGAUUCUAUGGUGGCUCUUCGAAGAGGAGAUGUCAAUUCCCAUUCAAAUGCUCACGCAUGGCUAAGUAGCGUGCUCACUAACCAUGUCACAUGCUUGGAUGGGCUACAAGGGUCAGCUCGGACCCAUAUGGAGCCAGGGCUCAAUGACCUGAUAUCAAGAGCAAGAACCACCCUGGCCAUUUUUGUUUCUGUUUCUCCUAGGAAGAAAAAAUUUAAUGACCUAUUGAUUGAUGGAUUUCCUUCAUGGGUCAGCAGCAAGGAUCGAAAGCUUUUACAGGCUUCGCCUAAUGAAAUUAAGGCCAAUGUGGUGGUGGCCAAGGAUGGGAGUGGCAACUACAAGACGGUAGCGGAGGCUGUGGCAGCAGCGCCAGAUAAAAGCAAGACCAGGUACAUAAUUUAUGUGAAAAAGGGUAUUUAUAAAGAAAAUGUUGAAAUAGCAAAGAAAAAGAAGAAUUUGAUGAUUGUUGGUGAUGGGAUGAAUUCAACGAUUAUCACCGGUAGCCUAAAUGUUAUUGAUGGAUCUACAACCUUCAAAUCAGCCACUGUUGCGGCUGUUGGUGAUGGAUUUGUGGCCCAAGACAUAUGGUUCCAAAACACAGCUGGGCCACAAAAGCAUCAAGCAGUGGCUCUCCGUGUUGGAGCCGAUCAAUCUGUUAUAAACCGCUGCCAGAUCGAUGCUUACCAAGACACGCUUUACGCCCACUCCAACCGCCAAUUCUACAGAGAGUCCUAUAUUACUGGCACGGUGGACUUCAUAUUUGGUAAUGCAGCUGUGGUGUUCCAAAACUGCAAACUCGUGGCCCGGAAGCCCAUGGAUUCACAAUCAAAUAUGGUGACCGCCCAAGGCAGAAUCGACCCAAACCAAAACACUGGGACUUCGAUCCAAAGCUGUAAUAUAAUAGCAAGUGCUGAUCUUGAGCCUGUUAAAGCCUCCAUCAAGUCUUAUUUGGGCCGGCCCUGGAAGGAGUAUUCAAGAACUGCUGUGAUGCAAUCCUACAUUGGUGACCACAUUGACCCUGCAGGGUGGUCAGUUUGGAGUGGGGAUUUUGCAUUGAAGACAUUGUACUAUGGGGAGUACAUGAACAGGGGCCCUGGAGCUGGAACUAACAACCGAGUGAAAUGGCCAGGCUAUCAGGUCAUUACUAGCCCGGAAGAGGCCAAAAAAUUCACCGUGGCUGAGCUCAUACAAGGAGGAUCCUGGUUGAAAUCUACUGGAGUGGCUUUUACAGAAGGGCUGUAGAAAUAGCUAGGCCUCUUUCAACUUUAUCUGUUUUCUUUUGAAUAAAUGAAAGUUCACCAUCAUCCCUUUUACUGCAGUAUAUUUUGCCAAUGUACUAACAUGAGUUUAUGGUUCAAUGAAGCUCUAGCUCAUUAAUUAAUCGAUUGCUUUGAA
This is a messenger RNA of Durio zibethinus, 1938 nucleotides long. It is a transcript of the gene PMEPCRA, whose product is annotated as methylesterase PCR A. Gene Ontology annotation, biological process: cell wall modification. NCBI's taxonomy places the organism in Eukaryota, Viridiplantae, Streptophyta, Magnoliopsida, Malvales, Malvaceae. The record is from RefSeq and is a predicted model, not a curated record. Gene Ontology annotation, molecular function: enzyme inhibitor activity; pectinesterase activity.